GCAUACGCGUCGUAUUCGGACCAGGAGCUCGAAGAAAUCAAAGAAUCUGGAGAACUCGCGCAAUAUGCAUACUACAACGAGGUCCCUGUGGGCUUGGUGAUCUGCAAGCCCCUCCAACCCGUGAACUCAAAAUCGCCUGCAGGCCUGCUGGUUGAUAAACUGUGCGUCCUGCCUGCCUACAGAGGUAAGUAUGGUCUGGAAGAUAAAUUGCUCGAGUACGUCGAGAAUGUUGCAAGAAAGAGACACCUGGAUAAAAUAUAUGUGGUCACCGAGGAGCCAAGCCAAUGGCAAAAAUUUGGCUUUUCAUACGAGGACGCCUCGCAAGAGCUUUAUCGGAACCUUAAUCUGGUAAAAGAGGGCCAGCAGCUCUUGAGGAAGGCGCUGAACCACUAAGGUCUGACUACAAUGCCUAUUGUUGACUCCUGCGUCCGGCGCUUACCUAAGCAGUUUCAGUUUCACAGUAAACUAUAUAGUCCAGUAGAGCAACCACGUCAAUAGAGUUGCCAAAUAUUACCAAGAUGGUCGACUACGCGAACUGGCUCAAAUCCGUUUCUGACGACACCAAUAUUGGUCGUCUAUCGAUUCCAGGAACCCACAACUCUGCUGCGUGCCACACUGCGCUUCCUUCUGUCCAAUGUCAGGGCGCAUCUGUCACCAAACAAUUAGAGCAUGGAGUUCGGUUUUUGGACGUGAGGCUGUCUCGAAACUUUAUUACAACACAUAACGAUGACGAGCACAGAAAUGAUCUGAUUGUCAUUCACGGCAAUUUCCCCGUCAAACUGCUUGGAUCCGUCAAGUUUAGCGAGCUUUUAGACGAGGUGUAUAAAUUCGUCGACAAGCACCCUUCGGAGUUUGUGAUCUUGUCCAUCAAACAAGAGGGCACUGGUACCUGGGACAACCAGAAUGACGAGUUUGCCAAUGUCAUCAACGACCGCUUCAUCUCGAAAAACAGGGACAAAUGGUACCUGCGUUCUGAGCUGCCAACAUUGAGAGACUGCCGAGGUAAGAUUGUUCUGUUCAGACGCUUUGGUGUCCAAGACGGAGAGAAGCAAGGCUCUUUUGGUAUUCCUGCGUCCUCGUGGUCUUACAAUACCACUGAUGACGACAGAGGAUGUAUCAGGGUUCAAGAUUUUUGUGAGAUAAAGACCGAGCAAGAUAUCCCAAAGAAGGCAGAGUACGUUAAGAACAUGAUCAACAUUGCCAAGAGCUACAACAGCAGUAACAGCGACCCAAAGCUGUUCGUCAACUUUUGCUCGGGAUCGAAUUUCUUUGACCGUGACUGCUGGCCAGAGAAAGUCACCGAGGGUCUGAUGGGGGCCAGCUUAGACGAGUGCUACGGCAAUGGAUGCGGGACGGUGAUUUUGGACUAUAGUGAAAAGGACGACUGGAAGUUGGUCAAGAAACUUGUUGACCAGAACUUUUAAGUAUAUGUGUAAGUGAUUGACGAAAUGUCCAGAUAAACUGUUGUAGCUGAGCAGGAAGAAG
Ogataea polymorpha is the source of this 1485-nucleotide messenger RNA. RefSeq lists its product as uncharacterized. The coding region runs from base 519 to 1424 and encodes 301 amino acids. NCBI's taxonomy places the organism in Eukaryota, Fungi, Ascomycota, Pichiomycetes, Pichiales, Pichiaceae. The record is from RefSeq and is a predicted model, not a curated record. The transcript has a single exon. Gene Ontology annotation, molecular function: phosphoric diester hydrolase activity. Gene Ontology annotation, biological process: lipid metabolic process.